Molecule: messenger RNA, 3326 nt
Organism: Durusdinium trenchii
Lineage: Eukaryota; Dinophyceae; Suessiales; Symbiodiniaceae
Source: the annotation of a GenBank genome assembly
AUGGACACUGUCAGACUUCGUGAUGAUCCCUUCGAGGAUGAUGACCCCCUGGAGGAAGAUGCACAACAUAGAUCAGAAACUGCAGGAUCUAUUUUGGAGAUGUACAAGAAGAGAGCUAAAGAAGUGACACAUAGUCUGCAGCAGGCCAUGGUCCAGGAACAUAUUCCUGCGAUUCGUUCCUUCACUGCUGUGGCUGACGAGUUGUUGACCACCACCCUCGAUGAUGGAAGCAAUGUUGUCCGAGGAGAUGUGCGUUCCUCGCUUUCACAGAAGAAGCGCAAGGGGAUGGAGGCCCUGAAGGUGUUUCACGAGUACAGCGAGUUGGAAUUGAAAGAUUGGCGCUAUCGAAGGCAAGCCUUGCGGCUCCAGCAUGUGACAAACACCUUUGACAAUGAUCAAAAAGCCGUCAUAUGCACCAUGUUCAAUGCUCUACACAAACAUCGACAGUUUCGCGGACUGGCUAGUCAGUAUGGACCUGUGUGUGAUGCACCUGCAGCAUGGGAAUCUGUGGAUCGCAUUCUUCGAAAUGAUGCACUUGCCGUGAAACGCGACAGGGUUGCAUUUCUCCAUUUAGCUAUGUUCUUUUUGCUGCAUCAAAAUCAGGAGGCUGAGCUUUCCCCACUAUACCGGUUUGCUGCUGACUGGGUAUUUGCUCUGCAAGCCAUGGGAGCAUUCUUAUUCAGCAUCUAUUUCGAAGAAGAUGUAGCUGCUGGCCGGGCCAUUUGUAUUGAAUCAGGUUUGCCGGUAGAUCUUCGUCGAGAUGACGAACAGUUUUUGUUAUAUUUCUAUUUUGAACCUUCUGGACAAGCCCGGGUCACUUUACUGAAUGAUGUCCGAAACUGGUCUGGUGCUUUGCAACUGCGGGACUUGGAGCCACCAAUCCGCAUCCCUGGUUUUUGUCGACAAAGAUGCUUCCAUGUCGAGCAAGAUUUGUAUGAUCCCUCUGACGUCCAAGUUCAAGGUGCCGCCUUUCUGUCCUUUACCAUCUUAGACUUUGCAAAGGAAUUCCAUUGGCAGCGCCAGCAGCUUGGCUCUCUGAUCUCAAAAACAGAUGAAGAGAUGGCUGAGUACUGGCUUGCUGGGCACAAUGGUGCCUCGUCUGCAGGCUUGCUUCCAAACAGUGAAGCUUCACGCAAGUGGAUAGUGCGUCUCGCGAACCGCAGGCAGCGCGCUCUCUUGGGGCGCUGGAACUUGGGCCUGCGUCAUACAGAGGUUGCAUAUGCUUCGUCUCGGAAGCAUGUAAGAAUGACCAAUGAUCGAUCAAUUGAUGCUGUGCAAGAACUCUGGGGAAGUAAAGGUUCGGAGGGAAUCAUGCCCAUAUCCCUGGAGCCUCCAAAUGAUGCGAUGGACUGGGCAUUGGAAGGCUUCUUGCAGCAAUGUCUUCAAGAUGGGAAGGAUGACCUCGGACUAGAAGAGGAGGGCAUUGCAGUCUUGGCUGUUUGCACAGAGGAGGAGCUGCUUGUUGAAGUUGCGCAGCAACGUCCUGAACUUGCCUGGCUUUUAGACCCCACGCUUCGACAGGAACAGGAACGACGCGCGGAAGAGAUUCGAUCCCAUUGGAACCGCUUGGGCGUUGAAGGUCCAUCGAGAAGAUGGCUGAAACGGAAGCAGGAGACGGCUGCUCCUGCGCUAGAGGCUCCCGGCAAAGGUCCUUCUGCCAAGGACGAGGUCCAAUCAAUGCUCGAGGUGCUCUCUCAGAAGCGAAUGAAGUUCCGCCGGGUCCUCCGAGGAGUGCGGCUGCUGCAGCGGUUGGAGCUUUUGUCCAGUGAGAAGCUACGGGUCUUGACGCAUGGAUCGCACAUGGUUUUCCAUGGACCUGGUGGGGCAGCAACAUUGGUUCGAGAGCACAAAGGUCCAAGGCUGAGCCGGAAGAGGAGCCGGCUGGGGCUUGGUCCAGAGAGGGGCACUGAAUGCAGUCCUCAGGCAGUGCCAGACGACGAGUUUGCGCAGUUCUGCCGGGCCAACUUCCGAGCAAGUCAGGAAGAACGGGUGGUCUACGAGGAGGUGGUGGAGGAGCCCGUCAGGCAGGUCAUCGAGACGAAGGGCGAGCCGGAAGGUGAAAGACCUGCGGAGAGCCAGGAGAAGAAACGUGCUGAUCCGCGACCGCCCUUGCCCAGGCGAAAGAGGGCCAAGCACGACCAGGACCGAAAAACGCUUCAGGAGCCGAGGGGCCCCCAGCCGCCCCCCUUUGCGCCGCCGCCGUUGCUGCUGCGGGCGACGGCGAAGAUGGCAUCGGCGCCGCCACCGAUGCCGCCACCGACCACAAAGGUGCCGAAGGCGUCCGAGCCACCGGGCCGCGAGGCCCGCCCUCGCACCGUCUUCGCCCGCGAGGAGGAGGAGGUAGCGCAGGAGGAUGAGAAGAUGGUGAGCCCACGUAACGCACCCAAUGGAAAGGAGAGCUGGAAGGCACCAAGCCCUCCGCGAACGGCGCCGAGCCCUCCGCGCGAGCCGCCGCCCUUCCCGGGCCCGCCGGGGCCGCCGCCGGGGCCGCCGCCGAGGAGGGUCACGGCCCAAGUGGUUCUGCUCCCCAAGGAGCAGCGAACGGAUGACACCAACGGAGACCGCACCAACGGCGACCGCGCGCCGCCGCCGGAGCCUGCAGAACCGCCCUCGCGGCGGCCGCCGCCGAAGCAGCCGCCGAGGCCGCCGCCGCCGAAGCAGCCGCCGCGGGCGGAAGGCAAAGGCAAAGGCAAAAGCAAAGAGGGGAAAAGGAAGAAACCCACGUGGGACAGCCGGAACAGACGGUACAAAGACGAGUCGCCUGACCCGGCUCCAACGAACGGCGCCGCCACGUCCGAGUCCGGCCAGACGGGCGGUGCCCGUGCGGCGGAGCCGGCGGAGGCCCCGCGGGUCCGUGCGGAAGCGACCGGCGACGAUUGGGGUGACUGGAGCUGGAAGGAUCAGAGUUGGUGGGAGUCCUCCUGGAAGCGGAGCAGGCGGUGACGAGGAGAGGGGUUCCGCACGCCACGGGAGGCGGUGCCUCGAUCGAGGCCUCGAAGGGUCGGAGGUGGACCCUUUUUCCCCACAAAAGGUCCGAGAGGGGUUCCUUGGUGUUUUUCUUGUGAACUGGGUCGAAACAGACCUGGAAGUGGAUUUCUACAUCACACAAACAAGAGACUUGGUUCUCCUCCAUGUCCGAUCCUUUCUUUGCGUAGGUGCAGGAAUUCUUGAGCUAGCACACCUGAAAGACACUCUGAAAUCCAACGGUGGGUUGCCCUGUUGCUUUUUGGCUUUGGGAUUUUGUCCCGAACCUGAACCUUCGCACACACGACUGUGACGGCGGGUCGAUGCACUCCUUGACAUCAUCAUGGGCCAAGGAGGAUGGG